GGAGGCAGGGACAGACCAGGCAGCGCACCUUGAGGGAGAAGGGCAGGCGUUAUGGCCCUGGGCGCGCCCAACAUGCUCCAGGGGCUUCUUCUGACGGCCACUUUCCUCCUUUCACCAGCUCCAGUGAAUGCUAUAAAGGAACUCUCUGGAGUAAGAAAUUAUGAAGUGGUUUUUCCCAGAAGACUUCAUUCACUACAGAAAAGAGAGGUUGAGGAGGGAGCAAAACAGGAAAAAUUUGAAACCGAAUUGAAGUAUGAAAUGACAGUCGAUGGGAAAAUUGCAGUGCUUUCCUUGAAAAAAAGCAAGGGUCUACUUGCACCAGGUUACACGGAAACACAUUAUAAUUCCACUGGAGGGGAGGUCACCACAAGCCCACAGAUCAUGGAUGACUGUUAUUACCAAGGACAUGUUAUUAAUGAAAAUGUUUCUGAUGCAAGCAUUAGCACAUGUAGGGGUUUAAGGGGCUACUUCAGUCAGGGAGAUCAAAGGUACUUCAUUGAACCGUUAAGCCCCACAAAUCAGGAUGCACAGGAACAUGCACUCUUCAAGUAUGAUCCCGAGGAAGACAAGGCUAACGGCACCUGUGGGAUGGAUGACAUGUUAUGGGUACAUGGAUUUCGGCAGAAUGAUGUCCCGCCUGCCACUAGAAUGGUGAAAUCAAAAGACCGGAAGGGUCGGAAAUCUAAGAAAUACAUAGAGUAUUAUUUGGUCCUGGAUAAUGGUGAGUUUAAAAAGUACGAUCAAGAUCCAGAGGAAAUAAGAAAGAGGGUGUUUGAAAUGGCCAAUUAUGUCAACAUGCUUUAUAAAAAGCUGAAUACUCAUGUGGCCCUAGUUGGCAUAGAAAUCUGGAAUGAUGAGGAUAAAAUAACGAUAACCCCAAAUGCAAGCUUCACCUUGGAAAAUUUUUCUAAAUGGAGGGGAAGUAUCCUUCCAAGAAGAAAGCGUCAUGAUAUCGCUCAGUUAAUCACAGCAACACAACUUUCUGGGACAACCGUGGGCCUUGCCUUCAUGUCUACAAUGUGCUCUCCUUAUCAUUCUGUUGGCAUUGUUCAGGACCACAGUGACAAUGUGCUUAGAGUGGCAGGAACGAUGGCCCAUGAAAUGGGCCAUAACUUUGGAAUGUUUCAUGACUCCUAUACUUGCAAGUGCCCUUCUACAAUAUGUGUGAUGGACAGAGCACUAAGCUUCUAUAUUCCUACAGACUUCAGCUCCUGUAGCCGCAGCAGCUAUGAUAACUUCUUUGAAGAUAAAUUAUCAAAUUGCCUCUUCAAUGUUCCAUUGCCUACAGAUAUCAUAUCCGCCCCAAUCUGUGGGAACCAGCUGGUAGAAAUGGGAGAGGACUGUGAUUGUGGGACUCCCGAGGAAUGUGCCAACAUUUGCUGUGAUGCUAAAACCUGUAAAAUUAAAGCAAGUUUUCAAUGUGCUUUAGGAGAAUGCUGUGAAAAGUGCCAGUUUAAAAAGCCUGGUGCAGUGUGCAGACCAGCAAAAGAUGAGUGUGACCUGCCAGAAAUGUGUGAUGGCAAAUCUGGUAUUUGCCCUGAUGAUAGAUUCCGAGUCAACGGCUUCCCUUAUCCUUCUCAGAUGAGAACCAACGUUGCAGAUAAAUCGUGUUACAGCAGGAAUGAAGGUGGGUCAAGGUAUGGGUACUGUCGCAAAGUGGACGGCACACACAUUCCCUGCAAACCAACUGAUGCCAUGUGUGGGAAGUUGUUCUGUCAAGGUGGGUCAGAUAAUUUGUUCUGGAGAGGACAUAUAGUAACUUUCCUGACAUGUAAAACAUUUGAUCCAGAAGACAGCAGUCAAGAAAUAGGCAUGGUAGCUAAUGGAACUAAGUGUGGAAACAGGAAGGUCUGUAUUAAUGCAGAAUGUGUGGAUAUUGAAAGAGCCUACAAAUCAACCAAUUGCUCCUCCAAGUGCAAAGGACAUGCCGUGUGUGACCAUGAGCUCCAGUGUCAGUGCAAAGAAGGAUGGGCCCCUCCGGACUGUGAUGACUCCACAGUGGUCUUCCACUUCUCCAUUGUGGUCGGGGUGCUGUUCCCCGUGGCUGUCAUAUUUGUGGUGGUUGCUGUAGUGAUCUGGCACCAAAGCACCAGACGAAAGCAGAAGAAAGUCCAGAGGCCACCAUCUACCACUGGCACCAGGCCACACAAACAGAAGAGGAACCCACAGAUGGUGAAGGCGGUACAACCCCAAGAGAUGACUCAGAUGAAGCUCCAUACACCUGAUCUGCCACCAGAGGGCAAUGAACCUCCAGCUUCUUUUCUAAUUACAAAGCCAGAUUUUCCACCACCACCAAUACCUACGACUGUGACAUCUUCCUCUUUCCUUCAUGCCACAAAAGUGCUUCCCUCUCCUGUUUUUAAGGAUAAAUCAGUGUCAACACCUAAGGGUUUCAAUCCAAAAGUCUGAAGCAGCAACUAAGUAGGGUUGGCGAGUAAUGAUUAGCUUGGAAGACCGGACAAUCUGGAUGGAAGAGAAAUGUACUUAACCUCUCCUUAUUAUUUGCUCUUGAUACCCAAGGAUGUUAACAUUUCUUGAUUCAUGUUAUACUUUGAGAUUAAACAAAAAUUUUCAAGAGAGA
Molecule: messenger RNA, 2581 nt
Organism: Suricata suricatta (meerkat)
Lineage: Eukaryota; Metazoa; Chordata; Mammalia; Carnivora; Herpestidae
Gene: ADAM28
Product: ADAM metallopeptidase domain 28
Exons: 25
Coding region: 52-2409 (785 amino acids)
Biological process (GO): proteolysis
Cellular component (GO): plasma membrane
Molecular function (GO): metalloendopeptidase activity
Source: RefSeq, a predicted model, not a curated record